UACAAUGGCUGAUAGGCGACUUCAGGAAUUUUACAAAGAAAUAAGUGAGGAUUUAUCAAGAUGCGUUAAUUUUUGGCUUAAACAUUCCCAUGAUACGGAAUAUGGGGGCUUCUUCGACUGCCUAGGUCCCCGGGGCGAGGUGUAUGACGACACAAAACACGUGUGGCUACAAGGAAGACAGGUUUGGGCAUACGCCAGACUUUAUAAUGAAGAAGAGCAAUACAGAAGAAAAGACAUCUUGGAAACGGCUGAGAAAGCUGCUGCAUUCUUAAAAAAGUUCGCAAAACAUCCAAAAACAUGGAAGUGUUAUUUGGCUUUGACCCGGGACGGUCGACCAAUCAAAAUGCAGCGAACUAUUUUCUCCGAGUGUUUCUACGCAAUGGCAUUCUCAGAACUAGCUAUAAGCACUGGACAUGAUGAAUAUAGGGUGGAGGCCUUGUCAAUGAUGGACAAAAUCAUUUACUGGGUACGUGAAGAUCCUACUGACCUCCUGUUCGGCUAUCCCCCGAUGGCUGGCGAACCGGAAGUGAACCCACUGAAUGUUCCAAUGAUGAUUCUUUGCCUCGUUGACCAGAUGGAAACCAUGGAUACUGAGUUAUCAGAGCGAUACGCAGAGAUUGCCGAGUGGAGCGUCAAUCAGAUCCGUGCUCAUAUACAGCGGAACGGUACAGUGAUUCUCGAGAACGUUGACCAAGAGGGCAGAGAGCUUCCAGGAUCUUCGGGCAGAGUGAUGGUUCCUGGUCAUUCAAUAGAAGCCGGUUGGUUCCUCCUUAACUACGCCAUAAAGAACGGUCGACCUGAACUUGCUGACACUGCCAUUAACAAGUUUAUGAUUAAACCGUUUGAGUACGGCUGGGAUAAAGAGCACGGAGGGCUGUUCUACUUUCUCGAUGCUGAUGGGUUAAGCCCAGUGCAGCUGGAGUGGAACAUGAAGCUUUGGUGGACUCACAAUGAGGCUAUGAUCGCCUUCCUUAUGGCGUAUCAGCAUACGGGAAGGCUGGAGAUACUUAAGAAGUUUGAACAGGUGUUUGACUACGUGUACGCAAAGCACGUGGACCGGAAGUACGGAGAGUGGUUCGGCUAUCUGAACAGGGACGGGACUGUCUGCAUGGAUUUUAAGGGCGGUCCGUGGAAAGGCUGUUUUCACGUGCCACGGGCCCUGCUCAUGUGCAAGAAGAUGCUGCAGGAAAUCACAAACACAAAUUAGUAUCAAGCUUUUCUUCAUCAACUUUAG
Messenger RNA from Mya arenaria, 1234 nucleotides. Its product is annotated as N-acylglucosamine 2-epimerase-like. The coding region runs from base 5 to 1207 and encodes 400 amino acids. Gene Ontology annotation, molecular function: N-acylglucosamine 2-epimerase activity. The record is from RefSeq and is a predicted model, not a curated record. Lineage: Eukaryota; Metazoa; Mollusca; Bivalvia; Myida; Myidae. The transcript is spliced from 10 exons. Gene Ontology annotation, biological process: N-acetylglucosamine metabolic process; N-acetylmannosamine metabolic process; carbohydrate metabolic process.